This is a messenger RNA of Anopheles coustani, 3265 nucleotides long. RefSeq lists its product as uncharacterized. The record is from RefSeq and is a predicted model, not a curated record. Bases 1 to 2643 code for a protein of 880 amino acids. Gene Ontology annotation, cellular component: nucleus. The transcript is spliced from 7 exons. Lineage: Eukaryota; Metazoa; Arthropoda; Insecta; Diptera; Culicidae. Gene Ontology annotation, molecular function: RNA binding.
AUGACUUCCCGGAUACGAUUCAUCGAGAACGAGAUGUAUAUCGAGAUGAUACGUCCUCAUUUUGACCCUAGUGUCGAUUACCAGCAACACCAACAACACCAACAGCAUCAUCAGCAUCAGCAACAUCAUCAGCAGCAACAACAACAACAGCAGCAGCAUCAACGACAGAUAUCUAAGAUUGUUAGUAGCCCUCCACCAACGAUAAUAAGCACCGCUAGUGGGGCAACAAUGUGUGUAGCAAAGCUUAUUAUUGGUCUGGAGCAUGCUCCACCAGCGUUCAAUGUUCGAUCCCGGGUGCUUGGGGACGGUGGUACUAAUUUGAAUUACAUCCGCACUGAAACUGGUGCUAUGGUUACUCUACGGGGUCGUGGGUCAAUGCAUCUUGAUCCGCAAACCAUGCAAGAAGCACCAGAACCGUUGCAUCUUUUCAUCGAACACUCAUCAUUGGAUGGUUUACAAGGCGCUAAGCAACUGGCAAAAAACUUAAUUGAAACUUUACAAGAUGAAUUAUCGUUCUUCCAAGAGAACAAUGUUCCGAAGGCAAAUUUUCAGAUAAUGCCCCAGCCCAAUAUAGUUCAAACGUCGCAGGUAACUCAGAUGCCCCCGCUCAUGCGGACCCAGCACGUAACCCAACCAAAUGGGAUCAUACACCAGCCGCCACCGACGGUUCUUCCGCCGCAAAGUUUUGUGCAACAUCCGCCAUCUUUACCACCAAGUCAGCCUCCACCUCCGCAAAUAAUACAGCAGCCUCCGACGAUCAUUCAAUCCCACGUGCCUGUACAGAUACACCAACAACCAAAUAAUGUUGUAAUCUCACAAAUUCAAACAGCACCACCACCGCAGCUGGCGAAUGUGAGUAAUCCUCCACCAGGAACGCAGAUACGGCCACCCAUAGUACAGAUCAAAAACUCGCCAACGCCGGCACAUCUGUCCCAACCACCUCCGGCUAUCCAAAUUCAGCAAACACCGGCAGAAGCCCCACAGCAAAUCAUCGUAAAUCCUGCACCUCCCUUUCAAGUGCAGUAUAUACAACAAAAUCCUUCUAUCCAAACUAGUAGUGGACCGCAUCCUAAUGGGCAGGUCACGAUUCAGCAUCUCAUACAACCGCAACCUCAGCCGGUUCAGGGUAUCGUACAAACAACGUUACCUCCGCCCCAAUUUGAUCACUUUCAAAGGCCACCGCAAACGCAACAAAUUAUUACUGUACAGGGCAGUACGGCGUUUAUGGUGCCACCACCAAACAUCAUGCAUCAAACGGCCCCACAGCCACAGAAUCAAAUCAUUUUUCAAACUCAGCAACCGAUUCUAACGCACCAUCCGCCCCCCGAGCUGACGCCAAUGGGGCAACAGGCGACGCUAGCGCAAGCAUCAGGAAUGGUGUCGAACGGAGCAGACGAUAAAAAGGUGGUCAGUGGUCCCGGAGAAAUGCAGAUUAAAUCGGAGUCGGUCAAAUUAGACGAAGGACCCUCGGCUGGAACCCUGUUGCAGCAAAUUCCAGCCACUAAUCAGCUCGCCAAAACAACUGUGAUUCCCGUUUCGUCGAUGCCCGGUAUACCGAUUAGUCAACCGCCACCACCAAUCAUGUCAGUGCCUCCACCGACCGUGCAGCAUAUAGUCGGUAAUACAAUAAUCACUUCGCAGCCGAACCCUUCGAUCAGUCAUGGUGGUAUCCCACAGCAAAUCUUUAGCCAAAUACCUGUCUCUAUACAAUCGUUUGCCCCCGGACCACCGCAGCAGAUGCAAGUUAGCGGAUCGCACUUUGUCGUUAGUGCACCACAACCGUGGCCCGUCGUAACCGCAUCAGCUGCUGCACCACAAAUACAGCAAGUCCCUGUUAGUUCCGUACCGAGCAUUCAAAUUACCACGCAACCAAUGCGCAAUCCGAAUGAGAUACACAUCAUCAGCCAACCGACGAUCAUCAGCGCCACUGAAUAUCGAUCGCCAGCGCAGCAGCAGCAACAAAUAAUUACUACUAGUGCAUUUAAUCCGCAAAUACAACCGCCUCCAGGAGUGCAAGUGCAAUUCCAUACCGUACCGCCACCAACGCAGCAGAUCAUCACAAGCUUGCCUAAUGCUCAAACGCAACCUCCACCACAAGCUCCUCCACCGCAGAUACUGGAAAAUCAGCCAGGACCUCCACACCCGGCACAACCACAGCAUCAGAUUAUCAUCAAUGCUCCGGUGCCUCCCCAGCCUCCUCCACCACCACAAUCGUUUGCAGCUGUUCAAUAUUCACAACAAGAUUCAUCUAAACCGAAUGUUGAUCAGCUACAACAGCGACCUCCCCAACAGCCGCAGCCUCCCCAACAGCAAUCUUUAAACCAUCCCCCUCAAUCACAAGCGCACACUCACAAUAUACGACUUGGGCAAAAGCGUAAAAUGUCCGAAGACGAUAUACACAAAUCAAUGCCGCCCAAAAUCGGAAUGGGAUUAAUUUACGAUGCCAAUACGUGUAGGAUGAAUGGUGCUGGAAGACAUUUUUUAGUAGGAAGCCACAGAGGAAUCUUGACUCCAGCACAAGCAAAGUGUGUAAUGUCAUCGGUAUCGACGGGGACGGUAACAACAACGUCAACAUCGGGCGGUGGCCUUAUAUCGUCUCAGAUAUCUCCAGAACAUUUAACAGACUUCAGGAGGCGGAAAUGAAGAAUGGUGGACCGAGCAGCAUUCCGGCAAUAGCAUCUUUAUUCUUCAGCAUGCCAGCCCAUGCUCUUGUGUCGGUGGCUUAAAAUUCAAUUCGUUGAGAUGCAAAAAUACCCAGAAAAACAUAAAUAAAUUUUACUAAUGUCCUCAAUGGCGCUAAUUGCAACGAUUGAAAUCAUAUUAAUAGGGCAAAAAUCAUAUGCCGCGAGAGUAAAAUUCCCAUUGACAGCAACAGCUUAUUUUAAAAUCUGACACGGAGUCAAAAGGAAUUAUUCGUAAAUUUACUAGCUGCAUUGUAUUUCUCGAACGGUGAUAGCUGUGAGAAACUAUAGCUUUUAUUACCGUGUGUCGCUCGAAAUAGUGUAGCUGCGCUAACAACCGAGCAGGAACUUUGUUACAAACAAGCAUAACCCAGGUUGUUUUGUAGGUGAAACAUACGGUUGAUAUUGUUAACUGUUAACUUAUUCGUGUUCUUAGAAGGAAAAGGGCGUCACUCUCUUGUGCUUAGAUACACGAGUAUAGUUUAAGGAGUCACGAUUGUACAGUCUGGCAAGGGAUUGUGUGAGCAAAUUUGUAUGAUACUGUAAUUACAUAUUUUUGAUUUUGUAAACUGCGUUUAACUGCU